AGCAGGGAGCCCCCCCGGGGUGCGGGUGACUGGGGGUCUGAGCAGGGACACGCUGCUGCUGCUGCUGUCUGGAGUAAUGAUUGCAUUGUGGGUGUCAGUACAAGUGACGCCAUAUUUGCCGGUGCGGCCGCUGUAAACAACAAAAAGUGUCUGCGGGAGACAGACAAGAGACGCUCCAGUGGAUUUCAGGACAGUCUAUUUGUUGUUGUGGGCGAUCCCUCCGCUCUCUCCUCGCACUCAUGUCUCUGGGAAUGUCUUACAAGCCCAACCUGAACGCACAGCUGCCCGGCAACCACGGGGCAGCAUCGGUAAGUGCACAUUCUCCUUCUACAAGUAUGGGAUUGUCCGUACAAUACAGGCAGCUGGUGAAUGACUAUGGACCUCCAUCUUUAGGGUACACACAGGGUACUACUAGUAAUCAAGUACCCCAAAGCAAGUACGCAGAACUUCUUGUCAUCAUAGAGGAGCUGGGUAAAGAAAUUAGACCAACUUAUGCAGGCAGUAAAAGCGCAAUGGAGAGACUAAAGCGAGGAAUUAUUCACGCAAGAGGUUUGGUACGAGAAUGUUUGGCUGAGACAGAGCGCAACGCCAGAUCCUAGCUAUGCCAAAUCCCACCUUCUCUGAAGCAUACAAAGCUAUUUCCGGAUUUUAUAAACCUUCAGGGCAGUCUUUCUAAAUAUUUAGCCAGUGGGGAUCACAUAACUUUUUGUGAUUUCACUCAUGUACUGUAAAGCUGCUAAACACAAGAUGCAAUUUUUAUUACAAAACAGAAUUUCCAUAUAUAAUAAAGUAGUGUAGACUCUUUCUAAGAGUCCAAGGGAAUUCCUGAGACCUUGCAUCAUAAGCUACAAUAUAUUUUGUUUAUCUUUCUUGUACAUUAAUAUCCAGGUUCUACCAACUUUUAUGCAUUAGAACUAAAUGCUUAAUAACUUGUGAUGGUUUUACAAGAAGAAUGCAUGUUUUCCUUUGUUAAUAAGUUUCUGUAAUUAACUAAAGUAAUGCAAUCCCGUAUUACUCUUAAAAAAAUAAAUCAACUUCCAGUACUUUAAGACCUUGACAUUUGUAUAUACAAUUAGGAAAUCAGUCUGGAGUUAUUUAAGUCUUAAGUUCAGAUCUGUCACUGACAUUUGAUGUUGCUACAGCAUCUGAAAUAAAGUGACUUUUUCCCCCCCAAAAACAAUUAAUGACAUGAUAUACCAUUGACAAUUUAUACUCAGUUUUGUUUUAAGAGGUUUGUAUCAUUGACCUAUGCAUCUGCAUGUCUGUAAAUGCUUUGCUAACCAUUCAACAUGCAUGUGUUCCUUGACUUGAAAAGGGCACAAUUACUUUUCUAUAGGUGGAUUUACAGAUCUAACUUAUGGUUAUUAAUACUUAUUCAUAUUAGGCUGUAAGUGUCGGUGGAGAAAAAUGACGGAGUCUAACUAUUUGCAUCUUUGUAUGUAUUUAUUACUUGAUGUAAUAAAGCUUAUUUUCACUAAC
Molecule: messenger RNA, 1479 nt
Organism: Pseudophryne corroboree (corroboree frog)
Lineage: Eukaryota; Metazoa; Chordata; Amphibia; Anura; Myobatrachidae
Gene: CDK2AP1
Product: cyclin dependent kinase 2 associated protein 1
Exons: 4
Coding region: 240-599 (119 amino acids)
Cellular component (GO): nucleus; cytoplasm
Source: RefSeq, a predicted model, not a curated record